ACGAUACAACAACAAAUCGUUCAUCACUCAAACAGGGCAAUGCGGCGAACUCAUCGGAGACUUCAAUGGCCACACAACCAGGCGGCUCGGUCACAUCGCGUGCCGCAUCGGAGACACGCUCUGGACCGCCGGGAUCGAGCAGCGGCGCUGGCGCAACAGGUAAUAGCAGUGGAACUGCUGGUAGUACACACACCGGUGCAAAAUUCCGUCAUGGCCUAUUGCAGCUUAUGAUACACACAAUAGAUCCGCUACAUGAUGGCAAGGUGGACGAGAAGGCGACCCAACUGCAUGCGAUCGCCUCGCUCAAGGUACUGCUCGAUGCAACGAAACCGCAACGCGGCGGCGCCACCACAUCGGCUGCCAAUCAUGUCAAGAUCAAUUUGAAGGAGACCACAUUGGCCGAUCGACCCAAUGGCAACAUUGACACGACACUGGAUUCGCCAUCCAUCCAAAGUCAAAGUGGUCGUCGUCCGAGCUGGAUUGAUCAGAGGGUCAAAAUUCAGACACGCAAAUUUAGCAUCAAAGCCAAUGAAAUUGAAGAUGAGCCGGAACCACUGAGCAUGGCAUGGCCCGAUACUGCCCGCAAACGUCUCACCUACAUAAUGGUGGCACCACUGCUAAUACCCAUGUGGCUGACGUUGCCCGAUACGCGUACACCGCGCGGCAAGAAAUACUACCCGGUCACGUUCAUAGGCUCUAUACUAUGGAUUGCUGCCUUCUCAUAUCUGAUGGUGUGGUGGGCGAACGUAGCCGGCGAUACGGCACGCAUACCACCCGAGGUUAUGGGUUUGACCUUCCUUGCCGCUGGCACAUCAAUACCCGAUUUGAUAACGUCGGUGAUUGUGGCGCGUAAGGGAUUCGGUGAUAUGGCGGUUUCCAGUUCAGUUGGUAGCAAUAUUUUUGACGUCACUGUUGGUUUACCUAUACCAUGGCUAAUUUAUGGCAUCAUCUAUGAUGCACCUGUCGAGGUUAACUCUGUGGGCAUGGUCUGCUCCAUAACGAUACUCUUCAUGAUGUUACUCUUUGUCGUUAUGUCGAUUGCCUGCUUCCGUUGGAAAAUGAAUAGGGGACUUGGUUUUACAAUGUUUUUGUUGUAUUUCGUUUUUGUUGCUGUUUCGUUAAUGUUCGAAUAUGAUACACUCCAAUGUCCAGUGUAAAAUGUGACAAGUAAAUAUAAUGAAAAAUAUCACACACACACACACAAAAAAAUAAAUAAAAAAAGGAAUAAAAAAGAAAU
Messenger RNA from Bactrocera tryoni, 1237 nucleotides. RefSeq names its product sodium/potassium/calcium exchanger Nckx30C. Gene Ontology annotation, biological process: intracellular calcium ion homeostasis; calcium ion transmembrane transport. NCBI's taxonomy places the organism in Eukaryota, Metazoa, Arthropoda, Insecta, Diptera, Tephritidae. Gene Ontology annotation, molecular function: calcium, potassium:sodium antiporter activity; calcium channel activity. Gene Ontology annotation, cellular component: membrane. The record is from RefSeq and is a predicted model, not a curated record. The coding region runs from base 66 to 1157 and encodes 363 amino acids. The transcript has 6 exons.